AUCAUGUUGGGAAUUCGGUCUGUGUAGAAAGUUUUUCAGUAAAAGUCACUUGUUUUUUCAAAAAGUUAAAAUUUUCCAGUAAUUGUCACCUAUAAUGGAAAAUCAAGAUUUUUCGCGGGUAGUGGCAUGACGGCAACAAAAAGUCCGGCAAGCAUUGUUCAAAAUGUCAACAUGGAAAACGAGCUAGGAACAAUGCAGAAACCGCCAAAGCUUAUGAACUUAGAUGAGUAUGCCGGAUGGUCGGGUCGAUUCAAGAAUUGGGUCCAAGCCAACCAUUUUGAGUGUUGGAUGAAAAUAGAGAAAAAAUACGUUCCACCUGUUGAUGGAUUGGGCUUAGAGAAAGGCAUUGGAAGUUUGACUGAGACUGAACAUAAUGAUUUUAAGGCUGAGAAGAAGAUGGUCAGUAUCCUCCAACAGGCCAUAAAAGGAGAUAUUCUUGUGCUGUUACAACAUGAUGACAACUCGCAAUCGAUGUGGCAAGCAUUAAAGUUGAAGUUCCAAGGCAGCGUAUCUAUGAUCAAAAGCAAGAAAGCCUUGAUCAAGAAAGAGUUUGACAUCUUUACCGGGAUGAAGGGUGAAACAACGAAGCAGUUGAUUGAACGUUAUUGCCAUCUUGUGGUAGAGAUGAAAAGAUUGGAGAUUACAAAGACAAACGAGGAAUGGAUCGACAAGUUGUCCGACGCAUUACCUUAUGAUGAAUGGGGCACAUACUUAAUGAUGUUGAAAAACAACUCGGAUUUCGUGAAUUUGAAUCUCAGCUCAUUCAUUGAAAAGAUAGAAGCUCAUGAGUUGGAGUUGUUGAAGAUCAAGAAGAUGAAUUCAGCAAAUGUACAACAAGAUGUAUCACUUUACUACAAAGGAAGCACUCCUGUUGCAACAAACCAGAGUCCAAAGAUACAAACGGCUUUUAGUGCUGAUACAAAUUCAAGUGCUUCUACAAACACUCCACAAUCAAACAAGCCUUCACCGUUCGUAAACUAUGAGCCAAACUUUAAAGCUUAAGAGCAGACAUCACCUCAAAGCUCUACAAGUUCCAACAAUCAGGCUUAUGUUUCUGGGGUGCAAUGCAACAUCACGGUGAAUAUUAAGAAUGGAAAUGAAAUUACUGAAACAACCACAAAACAACACAUUGCAUUACUUGCUUCUGUUUUAGAGGCGUAUGAAGGUUUAGUCGCGGGUAGGAUCAGAAAUCCGGAUAUGACAAAAGAGGAUUACGAUCAGAUCGACCCGGAAGAGCUUGAGUUGAUUGAUAUAAAAUGGUGCAUGGCAAGUCUGGUUAGGAGGGCGCAACGCUUUAUGGAGAUCAUAGGCAGAAACAGUCUCUCUGGUCCUGAUCAGAAGCUUGGUUUCGACAAAUCAAAAGUUACCUGCUUCAAGUGUAAAGAACGUGGCCAUUUCAAGAGAGAAUGUCCGAACCGAGAAGUGAACAACCAUUAGAACCCGUUCACGGCAGGCGAUCUAUCAUCGGCCUAACCAACAAUCUGUUGUUCAGAGACCGCAAAUCGAGAACAAACCGGAGAAGGCUCUUAUCGUGAAUCAGGAUGAUGAAAAAGUAGCCGAAGGUUUUAGCUGGGAUAAAUACAUCCCUGGAAGUGAUGGGCAGGCCAUGAUGGCAGAAAUAGUUGAAGUACCGGAGAUAGUGACUGAGCCAGAAAUGAUUGUUGAAGAUGUUCCAGUGGUUGUUGAAGAUGUUUCUGUUGAGAAUGUGGUUGACAUUGAAGAAAUUCCUGCAGAAGUUUACUAUUACCAAUCAGAAUAGGAGGUAUUGGAAAGUUCUAUGAAAUCAAUAAUGCCUCCUAAAGUUUUUGAAUCUUUUGCAGGAUUUUUCGAAGAACCGAUGACUGGAUCGUGUCCAAGAUACGAAGAAAAGAAAGAAGCUGUCGAGGAAAUGAUAGAUGUGACAAAAGAGUUGACCGGAGACACGUUGAAAGAUAUCGCUGACAGAGCUCUCAUGGGAAAGCUAAAAGAGGGGCUGCCCAGGUCUAUCCUUUCGAAGUGGAUCAUGGACAGUGGUGCAUCGAGACAUAUGACAGGGAUGCUAGCUCUACUUUACGACGUCAAAUCAAUAAAUGGAAGUUAUGUGGGCUUCGCCGGAAAUCAAGGCGGCAGAAUUGUUGGACAGGGAACAUUGUGUGACAACCGUCAAUUUUGCAUGCAUCCGUACAAUUAAUUAAUUUUAAUUACGAGCUUAAUGACU
Molecule: messenger RNA, 2197 nt
Organism: Helianthus annuus (common sunflower)
Lineage: Eukaryota; Viridiplantae; Streptophyta; Magnoliopsida; Asterales; Asteraceae
Exons: 2
Coding region: 127-1002 (291 amino acids)
Source: RefSeq, a predicted model, not a curated record